This is a messenger RNA of Vicia villosa (hairy vetch), 720 nucleotides long. RefSeq lists its product as uncharacterized. The transcript has a single exon. Lineage: Eukaryota; Viridiplantae; Streptophyta; Magnoliopsida; Fabales; Fabaceae. The record is from RefSeq and is a predicted model, not a curated record. Bases 1 to 720 code for a protein of 239 amino acids.
AUGGAUAUUUUUAAAAGAUUGCAAAUAAGUGUUCCAUUUUCCGAAGCCUUGGAGAAAAUGCCAAUGUAUGCUACAUUUAUCGAAGAUGUUAUCACAAAGAAUAGGAGAUUUGAAAAUCAAGAGAUUGUAACUGUGAACUCGUGUUGUAGUGCAAUAAUUCAAAGAACUCUACCAAAGAAAGAAAGCGAUCCGAGAAAAGUUACUCUAUCGGUGACCAUUGGAAGUGUCUAUGUCGGUAAAGGGUUAAUUGAUUUGGGUUCUAGCAUUAAUUUGGUACCAUUAUCUCUUGUGAAAAGAUUGGGAAAUCUAGAGUUGAAAUUUACAAGGAUGACUUUGCAAUUGGCCGACAAGUCCACCACUCAUCCUAUAGGGAUUGCGGAAGAUUUGUUAGUUAAAGUUGAUAAGUUCUUUUUUCCGGUCGAUUUUGUGGUGAUUGAUAUGGAGGAAGAUUUUGACACACCUCUAAUACUUGGAAGACCUUUCAUGAAGACCGCUCGGAUGAUGAUCGAUAUCGAUGACGGUCUAAUAAAAGUGAGAGUUUUGGAUGAAGAAGUGUGUUUUAAUCUCUUUGAAGCAAUGAAGCAUAAAAAUGAUACAAGUGAUUGCUUUCGAGUGGAUGCGACCGAUGAAGUAAUUAUGCAAGUGAAGAAACAAAGUCAUGCAUCUACUCCUCUAGAGAGAGCUCUCACAAAUGCUCUUCAAAUUCUAAAUGAAGAUUAA